Salvelinus namaycush (lake trout) is the source of this 873-nucleotide messenger RNA. RefSeq names its product OCIA domain containing 2 (gene ociad2). The record is from RefSeq and is a predicted model, not a curated record. The transcript has 7 exons. Gene Ontology annotation, cellular component: mitochondrial inner membrane. NCBI's taxonomy places the organism in Eukaryota, Metazoa, Chordata, Actinopteri, Salmoniformes, Salmonidae. Bases 148 to 657 code for a protein of 169 amino acids.
GGAGGAGUGAGAGAGGCUUUGUAGACGAGGAAAAUACGAGAGUAAAGUGAAAGGAGUAGCAACGAAGACCAUAGGUAAUUCAGGUCCAAGUGAAAAGUUGAGCAGAGUAUUUGAGCAAAUAAGAGAUUCUUUCAGACACUUGACAUCAUGAGCUCUGAAACCCUUGAGAAAACACUAACAGUGAAGGCAGAAGGAGCCACCCCAUGGGAGAAGUGUCAACAUGGAGAUCGACACAUCCACAGAGACGAUGUGAGACAAAUCUGGAAGGAGUGCAAGGAAGAGAGCUUCUGGUAUAGAGCUCUUCCCCUCUCUCUGGGAAGCAUGGCUGUCACUGGGGGGCUCAUCUACAAAGGAGUUUGGAGUGCAUCAAAGACACUUGGCCCAUUCCCAAAACUAGCAGUGCUGAUGGGACUAUUGGAUUCAGUUGCUGCUCCCUACUCAGUGCGGCUGGCGUCCUUGGUUAUGCAGUGGGGAAGGCUUCCUAUGUUCCAACCUGCAGAAAUAAGUUCCAGAGACUUGGGCCCGUCUUUGGUCCAGAAUCAGAAUAUGGUUUUGGACCCGGCCCAUUUGGAGGCCGUGGUUCUGGCCCAGGACACAGACACUGCCACCACGUGUGUGAAGAGUGUAAGCGACAGCAAGCCCCUGCUGCACCAAUAGAGGGUGUGCAAAGCUAAAACACACACACUCUGUCUACACCCAACGUUUGUGUACUCAAUUCUAAAGAUCCUUGUCUGUUCUCCCCCAAGUAUGUUUUACAAACCUUGGAGUCCAAUUCAGGCGAUGCAUUGCAAAUGGACAUGAAGUCAUGAUUUUGUAAAAGUUCUACCAAAAAUAAAGAUUGCGUAUUUACCUCAGUUAAAUACCUUGAUGAUU